This is a messenger RNA of Phacochoerus africanus (Common warthog), 945 nucleotides long. RefSeq names its product olfactory receptor 52B4-like. The record is from RefSeq and is a predicted model, not a curated record. Gene Ontology annotation, biological process: G protein-coupled receptor signaling pathway. The coding region runs from base 1 to 945 and encodes 314 amino acids. Gene Ontology annotation, cellular component: membrane. NCBI's taxonomy places the organism in Eukaryota, Metazoa, Chordata, Mammalia, Artiodactyla, Suidae. The transcript has a single exon. Gene Ontology annotation, molecular function: olfactory receptor activity; G protein-coupled receptor activity.
AUGACUGCCUUAAACCGCACUGGGGUCAGCCACACCGUCUUCUACUUGCUGGGCAUCCCCGGCCUCGAGGACCAGCACCUGUGGAUUUCCAUCCCCUUCUUCAUUUCCUACGCCACCGCCCUGCUUGGGAACAGCCUGCUCAUCUUCAUCAUCCUCACGAGGCGCAGCCUGCAUGAACCCAUGUUCCUGUUCCUGUGCAUGCUGGCCGGGGCCGACCUGGUCCUGUCCACCUGCACAGUGCCUCAGGCCCUGGCCAUCUUCUGGUUCCGUGCUGGGGAGAUCUCCCUGGGUCGCUGCAUCACACAGGUGUUUUUCCUCUCUUCCACCUUCAUCUAUGAGUCAGGCACCCUGCUGGUGAUGGCGUUUGACCACUACGUUGCCAUAUGCCACCCUCUGAGAUACACCACUAUUCUGACACACACGCUGAUUGGGAAGAUUGGAGUAACUAUCUUUCUGAGAAGUUAUUGUACAGUUUUUCCUGUAAUAUUUCUUACGAAAAGACUGACUUUUUGUAAAAAUUACAUCCUCCCUAACACUGCUUGUAAGCACAUUGUCCUGGCGAAAAUUUCCUGUAACGAUAUCCGACUGAACAUUUGGUAUGGCUUUUUUGUCCUAAUGUCAACUUUGGUCUUAGAUGUUGUGCUAAUUUUUGUUUCAUAUAUGCUGAUUCUCCGUGCCGUCUUCCACAUGCCAUCCCGAGAUGCUCGUCACAAAGCUCUCAACACGUGUGGCUCCCAUGUCUGCGUCAUCAUCCUCUUUUAUGGACCCGGGAUCUUCUCAGUCCUCACGCAGCGGUUUGGACACCACAUCCCACUCCAUAUUCACGUUCUGCUGGCCAAUGUCUAUAUUCUCAUUCCACCUAUGUUAAAUCCCAUCAUUUAUGGGGUUAAGACCAAGCAGAUUUGGGACCUGCUGGUUCAUUUGCUCUUUCCAAGGCAAAGAUGA